Messenger RNA from Coccomyxa subellipsoidea C-169, 1032 nucleotides. RefSeq lists its product as hypothetical. The coding region runs from base 1 to 1032 and encodes 343 amino acids. The record is from RefSeq and is a predicted model, not a curated record. The transcript has 6 exons. NCBI's taxonomy places the organism in Eukaryota, Viridiplantae, Chlorophyta, Trebouxiophyceae, Coccomyxaceae.
AUGAAGCUCAAGACCUGCGCGAACGGGGGCGAUGGCCCUUUUGUCAACGGCGUCAAGACGCUUGAAGGAUUGGGUUCUGAGGAGGAAGCCACCUCUUCCACUUCAUCAAAGAGGACUCGGGAGCAUCAGGACUCAGCUGACCAGCCCAAUGACGACGAAGACCGCCAGCAGGUCAAGCGUGCGCGCCUCGACCAUACACAAGUGGACUUUGUUGAGGGAGACUCCGAGUCUGCGCCAGAAACAGCCACAUCAGGGCAUGCGGCGAGCAGAGGCCGCCGCCCGUCUGCUUGGCGGCAACGAAGGAGGCGAGAAAGGCCAGAUGAGCACAUGCAGAAGCAGGCGCGUUUGGCAGAAGCUCUCCAACGCGCUGAGACAGCAGAGCAGAAGAAUGCAGCAAGUGCUGCCGACCUGGACCGCACAAGGCGGCUGCUGCGCAAGAGCCUGGCUGCCCAGCAAGACUUGGUGCAGCAGAACAACGAGCAGCGCAACUUGCUGACAUUUAAGAUGGGGGAAGCGAAAUUGGAAGCGGCCGAUCAGCGGCAUGGCGCGUCCCGGCUGGGCAAAAAGUCGAAGGAAUUGAUGUAUAAGCUGGACAGAGCCUGGGACAUCCUGGACGACCCCGCCCACGUCUGCCACGAGCUGGCGGAUGCCCAGGACAGAGUGCGCCAGCUGUCAAAUGAGGUCAUCAAGGAGCGCACCUGGCGCAAGCAGGCGCAGAUGAUCAUGGAAGAGCACGGCCUGGAAGGGCCCGCCUUCCCCAUGCCUGCCAUCCAGCCGCCCCCCAGCUUCACGCCCGACAGCCCCUGUGACCAUGACUCUCCCCUGGGCAGCCACGCACACUGCCAGGGCAGUCGGGAGGUGUCGCCAGAUGGCGAGUUUGGUGGGUUUGGGAUUGUCUGGUGUGAGGGACCCCCCGCUCCCAUCACGCCCCCCAGCUUGAUAGAGCGUGAGGCAGUUCCUCUGUUGCGGCCCGACGAGCUGCGCAGCUGCCUGAGCAAGCUCACUCAGCAGCAGCAGCAGCAGCAGCAGUAG